GGUGUCUUUUGAAGGCUGCUUUUUUUAACAUCUGAAGUUUUUCUUUAGGGGAUGUUGAAGUAGGAGCAAAAAAAAAAAGCCAAAUUGAUGGAAAUAUUUUUAAAGACAUUUUAUAUGUAUAUAUAUUUUAUACCUGGAAAUAUGUGUGACAUUACAAAUUUGUAGCAUUUAACAGAUGUAUUCAUAGUUGUUUAUUUUAAAAAAUCAAUUCGAGAAUUUUCCUGUUUGUUCCUUUCUGGGGAGUCCCCAACUCACAUCUCUCUUGCCUUUAAUUUGGGUGUUUUGAAUUUCCACCCUGUUUUUCUGCAGAAACAUGGGACUAGGAAUCUUGUUGUGUGUAAAGGGGCUUGCUUUAUCCUCAGUGUGGACAAAAGUUUAUGUAGUAAUGCUGAAAGAGAACUCAACCAUAUUUUUACUUUGGCAUAUCUGGCACCUUCCUCUGCCUAAUUGUGGGUGGUGGGAGAUACAGACCCUUUAUGUUCUAACCUGUGUGUGCCUUUUGUGUUGCUGGUGCUGUAUGGCAGAGAGUGGGUAAUAAGUAGGACAUGGGAAGACAAUAUACUGGAGUGGUGGUAAAAAUACAGCUAAAAAUGAGCUGUGAGGAAGGAUCAGCAAAAGCUGAAAACUGGGAAGGGAAGGGGAGUUUGGGACAUGGGGAAAACUCUGGGCACUGGGCACUGGGCACUCUGAGCAGGCAAGAGGUGCUGUUGCAGGUAUCUUGGCAUGAGAAAUGCCACCCUUUUCCUUUCUGUCCAGGCACUCAUUGUGUGGUUGAAGGAAGAGGAUUUGAGCUGAGGAUUUGUGCACGCCGAAUGUUGCUGGUGAAGGUGGAGAUUCCACUGUGGUGUCUGGUUAGGAUAGCCAACUGCUGGUACAUGAGGCCUCUCUUGAUUGUGUGUUCACGUGGGCAGGCAGUCUGUUCUCUCUCUCCUCGGUGUCCUGAAAGGAAAGUAAAAUCUAUCUCUCUGUAGUGAAUAUCAGUCAUCAAAUGUCUAAGUUGUCUGCCUGGCUCAGAUUAAGCCUGCUACCUACCUCUUCCCUUCUUCCCCACCCACCAAAGCCUUUGUAGCCCUGGUCAAUUAUGCCCCUGGCAUUUUGGCUGGCCUAGGCUCCAUUAUGUAACCUCUUCCUCCCUGGCUGGGAGUAUCGCUGAGGUUCUGUACAGGGAUUGGGACCUCCUCCUCCUGGUGUGGGAGUGGGGGUAGAAAAUUUGGAUUUUUAUUAGGCAAUGAAAGGUUAUAAAUAGUUCCCAUUGUUAACUUUUCUCCCUUGCUCAAAGCAGAAUUGGCCACCUUUCUUGACGAAAGGAAAUGUUCUUACGCUUGGCCGUGGGCUGAGCUAAAUUUCAAAUGCGGCAAUUGGUCUUGCUGGAGUGGCCUGAAGUUUGCAUGUGUGCUCACUCCUGAGACCUGAGCUUUCUGAUUUGGCAUCUUUAGUCUCCAUGGGGACCAAAAUUAUGAGAUCUAUGGGCUACAAAUACAGGACCAGACAUUUCGGUUUCGCCUGAAAUUAAGAAGCAGGGUAUGUUUUCAUUUUUGUUAAGUGUCUCGGGAGCAGGUGUAGUUCACGUCUGUGGGUGCAUGGUCUUGCCUGAAGAUAGCCAUGAUGUUGGUGGAUGCCACAGCAGGGUGAGCUUUCUCUUGGUUGAUGAGGAGAGGUGGCUGCCUAACAAAGUCAAACAGGACAAUUAGUAUAGAAUGGUAUGUUUUGUAAUCCCCAUGGAGUCCCUUAAAUUUCAGUGGGGUUAAUUAAGUCUGCCAUGUCAAAGUGUAAAUUUUAUCCAGAUCACUGAACCCAAAGAAAAUGAUAGAGCCAACUAAAACUAACUGAGUUUGAGUGUUAACCCGGGCGUGUACAGAUACAUGAUGGGCAGACCCUCAUUUUUAGGGUUUAAUAUCAGCAUCAUCACUUAAGUUUUACUUUAAAAUGUGGUCUUCUGUUAUCUAUAUUUCCUUUGGACAUUCUUGUUUAAGUUUCUAAGACACUUUUCUGGGUGCUGUCAAUAAUAGCAUGCCAGUAUUCACCAGACUAACAGACUCCACUGAAAACAGCUCCUUGUGAAGUGCUUUUGAAAUUUCCCAUGGACUCAUGAAAUAUCAAGUUAUUCCUAAAUGUUUGAAAUACUUUCCUGCUUCACUUUUGCUUUGGUCAUGUAGCUCCAUCAACUCUUGAUUCUUAGCUCUCUGUUUGGAUUUUAAAUCAAAGGAAAACAAACCAAAGAACAUUUUGAAUUUGCUUAUUUAUAAGUAAUUGCAUUUAUGUGUGAUGCACGUUUUAGCCUUCUGGGAAGUGUGGGUUCAAUGAUGUAAGAAGAUGAAUUUUUUUUUAUAAGCAAAUAACUUGUUUCUUAAAGUUUGCAAGCUGAGCACUGUAGCUCACACCUGUAAUUCCAGUGAUUCAGGGGGUCGAGGCGGGAGGAUUGCUUGAGACUGGGAGUUUGAGAACAGCCUGAGCAGCAUAGUGAGACCUUGUCUCUUUAAAAAAGAAAGGAAGGAAGGAAGAAAGGAAGGAAAGGAAGGAGUUUGCACUCACCUGCAAACAUCUUUAGGAAAAACAUUCUGUCUUAGUGUGUUUAAAUAUAUUUGAAACACAGCAUUUUCUACUCUAGGAAAAAUGGAUGACUUAAUAAAAUCAUCAAACAAAAUACAAAGCCCAUUUUCGUGUCAAAUAGUCCUAAUAAGCUGUGUGUCAGAUAGAAUAAGUUCUUAACGAGUAAGCUUCCUAUUGCUAAAUCAACAUGUUGUUUAGGGGAAAACUCAUUUACUCACAAACAAUAUCUGCGUUAAGGGGAAAAAAACCUUCAGAUACAUUAGAGAUGAUGAUUAUAACAGGAUCUACGCUUUAUUUCUUUGAUUUAGGGGCUACCAUAAUUUAUUUAGGUUUGCAUUAAUAUAUUUCUAGCUACUUGGGCAAGUUUUGAGGAGGGGUGAGAAAGUUUUUCGUCUCAUAAGUCAUUGCUCUGUGAAGAUCAAUCUCAAAAUAUGAUGAAACUUUUUUUUAAAUGAUAUCUUCAUGUCAGUCAGUGACGAAACUUUUUUCCUAAGCAAAUAAAGCAAAUAAAUCUGACUAAGCAAAUAAAGCUAACACAUAUGAAAGAGCAGAAUAAUUCAAUGUCAAACUAUCUUCUGGGAGGAGAGGGUCUUUAGUUACAUGCUUAAGCAAAUAUUUUGACACCUUAUGUUUUUUAUUACCAUUUUAGAUGGUCAAACAGAUAUAGAGGAUUAAAGAGGUAUAAAGCAUAAAGGGGCUGGGUGUGGUGGCUCGCCCUUAUAAACCCAGCACUUUGGGACGCCAAGACAGGAGGACUGCUUGAGCCUAGGAGUUUGAUACCAGCCUGGACAAUGUAGUAAGGCCUCAUAUCAACAAAAAGUCAAAAAAUUACCCAGAUAUAGCGGUGCACCUCUCUGGUCCCAGCUACUCAGGAUGCUGAGGUGGGAGGAUUCUUGAGCCAGGGAGGUGGAAGCUGCGGUGAGCCAUGAUCACACCAUUAUACUGCAGCCUGGGAGACAGAGUGAGAACCUGUCUCAAAAAAAAAAAAAAAGAAAGAAAAAAAGAAUAUGAUUGAAGAAAAUGCAUAGUCAUGUUUUAUUUCUUAAAACCCUUUCUUUCCCAAGAGGUAACCUCGAUCCUGCUUUAAUUUUCAGCUUCUUAGAAUGGCAAUGCAACAUUCAACCAAUGGUUGAAUGAGGUUUUAUUUGAUGGAAGUACAGAAAAGGGGCAUACCUGGUAUGUGUGCAUAGAAGAGAGACUCUUGGAAGUAGAGUAUCCAUUCAUUCUGCAUUUCCUUGAAUAAGUAUUAAAUUUCUAUGCUGUGAAAAACCACUAUGCUAAAUGCUAUUUGAGAUGGGUUAUCAAGCAUGGGUCCUGUCUUUAUGGAGCCUUAGAGUCUGGCAGGGGAUUAGGGACCUGUAUACAGAGUGACUGUAAUAAAGGAGGAAGUAAUGACUAAUCCAAGCUGUGUGAUGAACUAGGAGUUCAGCAGAUGGAGAUUCUCUUUUUUUUUUUUUUUUUUUUUUUUUUUUUUUUUUUUUUUUUUUUUUUUUUUUGAGAUGAAGCUUCACUCUUGUUGCCCAGACUGGAGUGCAGUGGCACAGUCUCGGCUCACUGCAAUGUCCGCCUCCUAGGUUCAAGCUAUUCUUUUGCCUCAGCCUCCUGAGUAGCUAGGAUUACAGGCACCCGCCACCACACGCUAAUUUUUGUAUUUUUAGUAGAGACAGAGUUUUGCCAUGUUAACCAGGCUGGUCUCAAACUCCUGACCUCAGGUGACCCACCCGCCUUAGCCUCCCAAAGUGCCAGGAUUACAGGUGUGAACCACUAUGCUUGGCCAGCAGAUGGAGAUUCUGAGCAUGGAAAAACUUAAUUGGAGCUAUGCCUUAAGAUUUACCUGUUGUCUUAGUUCAGGCUGCUAUCACAAAAAUACCAUAAACUGAGUGGUUUAUAAACAACAGUAAUUUAUUCCUUAGAUUUGUGCAGGAUGGAAAGUCCAAGGUACUCUACAGAUUUGGGGUCUGGCAAAGGCCUACUUGCUGGUUCAUAGACAGCCAUCUUUUUGCUGUAACCCCAUUUAGUGGAACGGACAAACAGGCUCCCUCAUUUAUAAGGACACUAAUCCCAUUCAUGAGACACAGACAUUCAGACUACAGUAUGUGGCAACAGAGUAGGAUGAGUGGGACUGGAAAGAGACUAGGGUUGAGAAUGAUUAAAAAAUUGUUUUAGUAGUUAAGUGAGAGGAUAAAGUCUCAAAUUAGAUCAGGUUCAGUGAAGAAGAGGUGGUGAAUGGAAGAUUCUUGAGGAAUUGCAAGGACCUGGGAACUGGAAAAGACAGAGACAACAACUCCACGCCUUUAAGACCGCAUUAAGGGACACUGGAGGAGUGGGGACUGUGUUUUGGUUUGAGUUCAGUUUCAGGCAUGUGGACUUCGAAGUGCUGGUGGAACAUCUUGGCAAGUGUCCAGCCACCAGUUGGAAAAUCAAACUGGGUCUCAAGAAAGAGCUCAGGAUAUAAACUGGUCAGCCAUUUGCUUGGAAGUAAUACUAUGAGACUAGGCAAGUUACAGUAGGGAAACAGGUUGUUGACAAAAGAGGGCUGAGAAACUAGUAUUUCAUUUGUGAGCUGGGACUAAGGUGCAAGGAUCAUCAGCAAGAGGGACAAGAAAAGACCACACAAGACCACAGUAUUCUGGUAAUCAUGAAUUUUUCCGUCUGUGUGUCUCUUACAACAAUUGCCACUUUCUACCUUGCAGGACAGAGUGCUUGCAAGGCCAUAGAUCUACAGGAAAAUCAAAAGAGAAGGUGUACUACAAAAAAGGAAAAAGAAAAAUUAAUGUGCUUAACACGGCUGUUUCAGGAGACUUGUGAAGGUCUGUGAGUUGAAGUUAUAGAAGCAAAGGCCGAUAAUGAACCGAGCUGUUCGCCGGCAGCUCAAGAACUGUUGACAAGGCUGGGAUUUUUACUGGGAGAAGGGAUCCCAAGUGCCACACACAUAACCAUUGAAGACAAAAAUGAAACCAUGUGCACAGCUGUGAGUCAAGGCAUCAGUCCUUGCUCCACACUAACAAGCAGCACCGCAUCUCCUAGCACCGAUAGCCCCUGCUCAACCUUGAAUAGCUGUGUCAGCAAGACGGCAGCCAACAAAAGUCCCUGUGAGACCAUUAGCAGCCCUAGUUCCACCCUGGAAAGCAAGGACAGUGGAAUUAUAGCCACAAUUACAAGUUCAUCCGAAAAUGAUGACCGGAGUGGCUCCAGUUUGGAAUGGAAUAAAGACGGAAGCUUAAGAUUAGGGGUUCAGAAGGGAGUGCUUCAUGACCGCAGGGCAGAUAACUGCUCCCCAGUGGCAGAAGAGGAGACCACCGGGUCAGCAGAGAGCACGCUGCCCAAAGCAGAAUCCUCAGCUGGAGAUGGUCCAGUCCCUUAUUCUCAGGGCUCCAGCUCACUAAUAAUGCCACGGCCCAACUCAGUUGCAGCAACAAGCUCAACCAAAUUGGAAGAUCUGAGUUAUUUAGACGGGCAGAGAAAUGCUCCUCUACGGACGUCAAUUAGAUUACCAUGGCACAAUACGGCUGGAGGUAGGGCACAGGAAGUUAAAGCACGAUUUGCUCCCUACAAGCCACAAGACAUUUUGUUGAAACCCUUGUUGUUCGAAGUACCAAGCAUAACAACAGACUCUGUGUUUGUGGGAAGGGAUUGGCUCUUUCACCAGAUAGAAGAAAACUUGAGGAACACAGAACUGGCAGAAAACAGAGGCGCGGUGGUGGUUGGCAAUGUGGGAUUUGGGAAGACGGCAAUCAUUUCCAAGUUGGUGGCCCUGAGCUGCCAUGGAAGCCGCAUGAGGCAGAUUGCUUCCAACAGCCCAGGUUCAUCACCUAAAACCUCUGACCCCACUCAGGAUCUUCCUUUCACCCCGUUGCUUUCACCGCGUUCUUCCACAAGUGCUUCCAGCACAGCUAAAACACCUCUUGGGUCUGUCAGUGCUGAAAACCAGAGACCAAGAGAGGAUGCAGUGAAAUAUCUUGCUUCUAAGGUGGUGGCCUACCACUACUGCCAGGCUGACAACACAUACACUUGCCUGGUGCCCGAGUUUGUGCACAGCAUUGCAGCUUUGCUCUGCCGGUCCCAUCAGCUGGCCGCCUACAGAGACCUUCUGAUAAAGGAGCCCCAACUACAGAGCAUGCUGAGCCUCCGAUCCUGUGUGCAGGACCCGGUGGCAGCUUUCAAGAGGGGAGUGCUGGAGCCACUCACAAACCUGAGAAAUGAGCAGAAAAUUCCUGAAGAAGAAUACAUUAUUUUGAUAGAUGGCUUAAAUGAAGCUGAGUUUCAUAAACCUGAUUAUGGAGAUACGCUUUCUUCAUUUAUUACCAAAAUUAUUUCUAAAUUUCCUGCCUGGUUGAAGUUGAUUGUGACUGUAAGAGCAAAUUUUCAGGAAAUCAUAAGUGCGCUGCCAUUUGUCAAGCUUUCCUUAGAUGACUUCCCAGACAACAAAGACAUCCACAGUGACCUGCAUGCCUACGUCCAGCACAGGGUGCACAGCAGCCAGGACAUCCUCAGCAACAUCUCCCUGAACGGCAAGGCCGAUGCCACGCUCAUUGGAAAAGUGAGCAGCCACCUGGUGCUGCGGAGCCUUGGCUCAUACCUGUACCUCAAGCUCACCCUGGACCUCUUCCAAAGGGGCCACUUGGUCAUUAAGAGUGCCAGCUACAAGGUGGUGCCCGUGUCUCUCUCUGAGCUCUAUUUGCUUCAGUGCAACAUGAAGUUCAUGACCCAGUCCGCCUUUGAGAGGGCACUUCCGAUUCUCAACGUGGCCCUCGCAUCCCUCCACCCCAUGACAGACGAGCAGAUCUUUCAGGCUAUUAAUGCCGGCCACAUCCAGGGGGAGCAGGGAUGGGAAGACUUUCAGCAGAGGAUGGACGCCCUCUCCUGCUUCCUCAUUAAGAGGCGAGACAAAACCCGCAUGUUCUGCCACCCGUCCUUCAGGGAGUGGCUUGUUUGGAGAGCAGACGGGGAAAACACGGCCUUCCUGUGUGAGCCCAGGAACGGGCACGCACUCCUGGCAUUCAUGUUCUCGCGUCAGGAGGGCAAGUUGAACCGCCAGCAGACCAUGGAGCUCGGCCACCACAUCCUGAAGGCGCACAUUUUCAAGGGCCUCAGUAAGAAGACGGGAAUUUCUUCAAGCCAUCUCCAAGCCCUGUGGAUCGGCUACAGCACUGAGGGGCUGUCCGCCGCCCUGGCCUCUCUCAGGAAUCUCUAUACUCCCAACGUGAAGGUGAGCCGUCUCCUGAUUUUGGGAGGGGCCAACGUGAACUACAGGACAGAAGUGUUAAAUAAUGCCCCAAUCCUGUGCGUCCAGUCUCACCUUGGCCACGAGGAAGUUGUCACUCUGCUCCUGGAAUUUGGUGCCUGCCUGGACGGAACGUCGGAGAACGGCAUGACUGCCCUCUGUUACGCAGCAGCUGCUGGCCACAUGAAGCUGGUGUGUCUGCUGACCAAGAAGGGAGCGAGGGUGGACCACUUGGAUAAGAAGGGCCAGUGUGCGCUUGUCCACAGUGCCCUACGGGGCCAUGGUGACAUUCUCCAGUACCUGCUGACCUGUGAGUGGUCGCCGGCUCCGCCCCAGCCAGGCGCCCUGAGGAAGAGCCACGCCCUGCAGCAGGCGCUGACUGCGGCCGCCAGCAUGGGCCACAGCUUGGUGGUCCAGUGCUUGCUGGGGAUGGAGAAGGAACAUGAAGUAGAAGUCAAUGGCACCGAUACAUUGUGGGGAGAAACAGCCCUGACUGCCGCCGCAGGAAGAGGGAAGCUGGAGGUCUGUGAGCUGCUGCUGGGGCGUGGAGCUGCUGUGUCGCGGACAAACAGGAGAGGGGUUCCACCUUUGUUUUGUGCAUCACGCCAGGGGCAUUGGCAGAUUGUUAGACUGCUGUUGGAACGCGGCUGUGAUGUGAACCUAAGUGACAAGCAAGGCCGGACGCCCCUCAUGGUGGCUGCUUGUGAAGGGCACUUGAGCACCGUGGAAUUCCUCCUUUCAAAAGGUGCAGCCCUUUCUUCUCUAGACAAAGAGGGUCUGUCAGCAUUAAGCUGGGCUUGUCUGAAAGGUCACAGGGCAGUGGUCCAGUAUCUGGUUGAAGAAGGAGCUGCAAUAGACCAGACAGACAAGAAUGGCCGCACACCCUUGGACCUGGCCGCCUUCUAUGGCGAUGCCGAGACUGUGCUGUACCUGGUGGAGAAGGGAGCCGUGAUUGAGCAUGUGGACCACAGCGGGAUGCGGCCCUUGGACAGAGCCAUCGGCUGCCGGAACACAUCUGUAGUGGUGGCGCUACUCAGAAAGGGAGCCAAAUUAGGAAAUGCUGCUUGGGCGAUGGCCACUUCCAAACCUGAUAUCUUGAUUAUACUUUUACAGAAAUUAAUGGAGGAAGGAAAUGUGAUGUACAAAAAAGGGAAGAUGAAAGAGGCAGCCCAGAGGUACCAGUAUGCUUUAAGAAAGUUUCCUCGAGAAGGAUUCGGAGAGGACAUGAGACCCUUCAAUGAAUUAAGGGUUUCCCUCUAUCUCAAUUUGUCACGAUGCCGAAGAAAAACAAAUGACUUUGGCAUGGCAGAGGAAUUUGCUUCCAAGGCUCUCGAACUGAAGCCCAAGUCCUAUGAAGCCUUUUAUGCCAGAGCAAGAGCGAAGAGAAAUAGCAGGCAAUUCGUGGCAGCUCUGGCUGACCUGCAAGAGGCUGUGAAACUCUGUCCCACCAAUCAGGAAAUCAAGAGGCUUCUGGCCCGCGUAGAAGAGGAGUGCAAACAACUCCAGAGGAGUCAACAGCAAAAACAGCAGGGCCCGCCACCAGCUCCACCCAACGACUCCGAGAACGAAGAGGACACCCCAACCCCUGGCUUAAGUGACCACUUUCACUCUGAGGAGACUGAAGAGGAAGAAACUUCUCCCCAGGAAGAAUCUGUCUCCCCAAUUCCCAGGUCCCAGCCAUCCUCAUCUGUCCCUUCCCCAUAUAUCCGAAACCUUCAAGAAGGGUUACAGUCCAAAGGAAGGCCAGUAUCGCCACAGAGCAGGGCAGGAAUCGGCAAGCCCCUGAGAGAGCCUGUGGCCCAGCCAGGGCUGGUCCUGCAGCCCUCCAAGCAGGCCCAGAUCGUGAAAACCAGCCAGCACCUGGGCUCCGGCCAGUCGGCAGUGAGAAAUAGCAGCAUGAAAGUUCAGAUCUCUUCUCAGAACCCUCCUCCAAGUCCCAUGCCAGGGAGAAUCGCUGCUGCUCCUGCUGGGAGCAGAACCCAGCAUUUAGAGGGAACAGGUACUUUCACUACAAUAGCUGGUUGUGGCCACUUUGGGGAUCGGCAGGGCCCCAGCCAGAAUGUCCGCCUGCAGUGCAGUGAGAGUGGCCCUGCACACCCCUUACCAAGUAAGACGAAAGCCACAGAGAGGCUUCUGUCUCAUUCCUCCGUAGCUGUGGACGCAGCCCCUCCAAACCAAGGUGGGCUGGCGACCUGCAGCGACGUGCGACACCCAGCUUCCCUCACCAGCUCAGGCUCUUCUGGUUCUCCAUCCAGCAGUAUAAAGAUGUCAAGUUCAACCAGUAGUUUGACUUCGAGCAGCAGUUUUUCAGAUGGCUUCAAGGUCCAAGGACCAGAUACUCGAAUUAAAGACAAGGUUGUAACCCACGUUCAGAGCGGUACAGCUGAGCACAGACCCCGCAACACGCCGUUCAUGGGCAUCAUGGAUAAGACUGCAAGGUUCCAACAGCAGAGCAAUCCUCCAAGCCGCACCUGGCACUGUCCGGCGCCAGAGGGGCUACUGACAAACACGUCUUCUGCAGCUGGCCUGCAGUCUGCUAACACUGAGAAGCCCUCUCUCAUGCAAGUGAGAGGAUAUAAUAACCAAGCCAAAACCUGUUCCAUUUCUACCCUGAGUGCAAGUGUCCACAAUGGGGCACAGGUGAAGGAGCUAGAAGAAAGCAAGUGCCAAAUUCCAGUCCACUCUCAAGAGAACAGGGUAACUAAGACUGUUUCUCAUCUGUACCAGGAAAGUAUCUCCAAACAGCAGCCUCAUAUCAGUAAUGAAGCCCACAGGAGCCACCUCACUGCAGCCAAACCAAAGCGAUCAUUCAUAGAGUCAAAUGUGUGAGCCUUAAGAAAGCCCCAUUUGUGGAAUUUGGAAACGUGUGUUGACUCCUGGUGGUAAAUUAAAUAGUUUUUUUCAUCAGAAAAAUUAUUUUUUAGCCAUUUUUUUUUUCUUUGGGGUGGAUCUGAUGCCAUUGAUAUAUCUAAAAUGUGGGAUAAAACUUCUUUAAUAGCUAGAAAUCACCAUAAGAAUGCUAAACAGAAUUGAAAAUUAUAUCAACUUAAAAUUUUAAGAUAGCCCAGAAGACAUUAACUAAUGACUUUCACUUAUGAAAUUGUUUGGCUUUUGCCACUUUCCUCCUUGCCUUUGCUAUGUGGUAAAAUCACAGAACUUACUUAGAAAAUAAAUAUGUCUGUUGUUCAAGAGUGGCAGGUUUAGCUCAUGACCAAGUGAUGUACAUCCAAGUGAUGUAUUCUGGAAACGAUGGAAUUUUACAGUUACAGUUCCAUUGAGUCAAAUCCCAUUUUAUAUAUACAUAAAAAUUAAGUUCUGAGUGAGUUCUAGCUAAAUAUAAGUGUGACUGUAAACACAGCCAAUUUUUUUAAGCAAAAUAUGAGAACACCUAAGUAUUGUUCCCUUCAUAGCAGUUCCUAUAAAGGGAUUAAACACUUAUUUAUUUCUGUGUUAUGGUUCUUAUUCAUAUAUUUUUAUAGCACCUUUUUUUUGGAACCUAUAUUUGUGCUUGAAGGUGUUUUUGAUAUUUGGAAACAGUAUAAGCCAUUUGGAAUCAUGAUUGGUGGUCAAGUGGAUUCAAGCUAAAAUACUAAGACCAGCAUUCUUAGUGGCGCUUAUAAAUUAGCUCUCACCUGGUUUCCAAACUGCUUUUAACAAUGGUAGUGCUCCUGGAACAAUCCUUCCAAGCUCCUCUAAGGACAAUAUUUAAUUCAGAUACUAAAGGUAGGACUGGUUGUUACUUUUGUUUUGUUGUACAAUUAGUACUUUAUAGUCACAUGUUGUAUAUAUUAAAUAGCCCAGUUUUAUUCAGACUUGUAAAUAGAACUAUUUCAGUGUAGUUAAUCUAAAAAGAAAAAAGAAAACCCCAGUCAUGAUUUGCAUGUUCUCUGUAAGCUUCAUCCAUGCUGGUUAUUGCACUGAAUGAUAUGUUAUUAUGGCAUGUUAACAGUAUACCAGUAACAGCACUUUAUCUCACUUAUAUGAACACCUUUGAGGUGCUACUUAAGUCCAAGCUAAUGUAUUAUUCAUUUGUAAAGAUAAGGUACAGGAAUGAACCUUGGUUUAAAGGUAUUUUUAUAUGAAAAUGGUGUGUUAUUGGAAGAUGUUAAAAUGCUAAUUUGAGAGAAGUAGGAGUGUAUUUGUUUUAUAUGUUGGGAUGUGAAACUUAUUUUCUAAAAUUGAGGAGAAGCAAGUUAUAUAUUUGCAGAAUGUUUUAAAAUGAAUCGUUGUAAUGAAGUUCCUGUGAACAUCAUUAUGGUUUUGUACAAAUAGGAACCUCUGAUGUCAUUCUUCAACGUUUGUUCCUGUAUGUACAAUUGUACUUUGUAUGAACAGCUUUAUCAUUUUUCAUAGGCUUUCUAUGAGUUUUGCUGUAACUACUAUGGCUUAUUUAUUUUCUUUAAUAUUUGUGAAAGUCUUACUCCUUUGUUAGUUUUAUUUCUGCACAACUACUGUACUUUUCCAUAUGGAAUAAAGACUAUUAAUAGAAUGU
Pongo pygmaeus (Bornean orangutan) is the source of this 12266-nucleotide messenger RNA. RefSeq names its product tetratricopeptide repeat, ankyrin repeat and coiled-coil containing 1 (gene TANC1). Gene Ontology annotation, cellular component: glutamatergic synapse. Gene Ontology annotation, molecular function: protein binding. Gene Ontology annotation, biological process: regulation of postsynapse organization. NCBI's taxonomy places the organism in Eukaryota, Metazoa, Chordata, Mammalia, Primates, Hominidae. The transcript has 23 exons. Bases 5510 to 10603 code for a protein of 1697 amino acids. The record is from RefSeq and is a predicted model, not a curated record.